AUGGCUAUCGAUAUUGAACAACGUCCUCUCAAGGUUACCAUUAUCGGAGCUGGCAUUGCUGGUUUGACUGCAGCACUUGCUUUGAGAAAACAAGGACAUGAGGUUACGGUGCUUGAGAGAUCACGCUUCGCGGUCGAGACCGGUGCUGCUAUGCACAUGGCACCAAAUGCUACAGCACUAUUGGAAUGGAUGGAUGUUCGACCAAGCGAAGUUGGCGGAACUCUAUUGAGACAAAUGCGUCGUUUUGAUGCCAAUGGCAAUCUACUUCAUACAAAAGAGUUUGGUCCAGAAGACAGAAGCCGUUGGCAGACAGAAUGGUAUCUUGUACAUCGCGUUGAUCUUCACAAUAAGCUCAAGUCUGAAGCUACCUCGACAACAAGAGCUGGUGUUCCUGUUCAACUCCAUUUAGCCUGCAAAGUCACAGACAUCGAUCUCUACAAUGCCAGUGUGACCCUUGAGGAUGGGCGAUCCUUCAACGGCGAUCUACUUCUUGGAGCAGAUGGUCUGCACUCUUUCACACGAAAGCGAAUGGUCGGUGAGAUUCAACCAUAUGCCGUUGGAAAAUCUUGUAUGCGCUGGUUGGUGUCAAAGGAGACACUGCUAGCGGAUCCCAGGACAGAUCGCGUAUCUAUCGAGACACCAGGCGCUUUUGUCGAAUGGUCAGCGCCAGACCGUCGCUUGGUAGCGUAUCCCUGUGGUGAUGACAAGAUCAUGAAUAUGUGUGCUUUUGCUCCGUCUUCAGAGUUCCAAGAUCCUGAGAACACUACCGUAGAUGAAUACAACACCUCUGGAAACAUGAGCCUCAUGCUUCGCGCAUUCAAAAACUUCUGCCCUGCAGUGCAGGCAGCAAUGGAGAAUUCUGGAGACAGUCUCAAGAUUUGGGACAUGUACGACAUGAAAACUUUACCUAAAUGGUGUGAAGGAUCUACUGCCAUUAUUGGCGAUGCCGCUCAUCCUUUCCAACCUUACAUGGGACAGGGUGGUGCCAUGGCUAUCGAAGACGCAGUCUCUGUUGCUGUCCUUCUCCCAUUAGGAACCUCCAAGCAAGAGAUUCCAGAACGUCUGCGACUAUAUGAAAAGUGUCGUAAGCAGCGAAAUGAGACCGUCCUGAUGUAUACGCGUAUGAACGGCAGAGACGAAGGUGAUGACUCUGUUAAGAGGAUGACAGCUAAAGACUUGGUAGACUGCAUGACUUUGUGUGUGAUGCACAAUGAGCGAAACUCUUCAAUGGAGGCAUUGUCUAAAGCUAUUGCAGUAUGA
Messenger RNA from Aureobasidium melanogenum CBS 110374, 1260 nucleotides. RefSeq names its product FAD/NAD(P)-binding domain-containing protein. Gene Ontology annotation, molecular function: monooxygenase activity; FAD binding. The transcript has 7 exons. The coding region runs from base 1 to 1260 and encodes 419 amino acids. NCBI's taxonomy places the organism in Eukaryota, Fungi, Ascomycota, Dothideomycetes, Dothideales, Saccotheciaceae. The record is from RefSeq and is a predicted model, not a curated record.